CGUCCAAAUUAAAAAUACCCAUCUCUCUCUCUUUCUCUCUGCUCUAGAACCUUCCAGGCUGUCACCAAUUAGGGUUCUCUAGGGUUUAUCAUAAUAAACCCCAAAACCCUAAAUCCCUACCAUUGAUUCAUUUUCAUACUCGCAAAAUGGUUCGCUCCAACGGUGUCAGGCUCGUCCACUCUCUUGCUAGUCGCUCUCUCCUCUCCAAUUUCUUCCACCAAUACAAGAAUUCCAUAUACGAGGCGGCGUGUAGAAAGGGAUAUAGGAAUUUCAAUUCAGGGUUUUGUAACCCAUCUCGAAUUCUUGGAAAUUACGCUUCGAAUAAUGUGACCCAGAAAAAUUGGUUGCUGUUGGGAGCUCUGAAUGCCAAUUGGAGUGCAGCUAGAUCAAUUCACAGCACUGCGGUUACAAGAGAUUAUUAUGAUGUCCUUGGCGUAAGCAGGAAUGCAAAUGCAUCAGAAAUAAAGAAAGCUUAUUACGCGCUUGCAAAGAAGCUACAUCCAGAUACAAAUAAAAAUGAUCCUGAUGCUGAAAAAAAGUUUCAAGAAGUUCAAACAGCAUAUGAGGUUUUGAAAGAUGAUGAUAAAAGACAGCAAUAUGACCAGGUUGGCCAUGAUACAUACGUACAGCAAGGAGAAAGUGGCUUUCCCAAUGAUUUUCACGGUCCAUUUAAAGAUUUCUUUCGAGAUAACAUUUUUGAUGAAUUCUUCAAUCGGAGACUAGGCGGUGAAGAUGUCAAGGUAUCUCUUGAACUCUCCUUCAUGGAGGCCGUUCAGGGAACCACAAAGACUGUGGCAUUUCAAACCGAGUUGCCCUGUCAAUCUUGUGGUGGACGUGGUGUUGCUCCAGGAGUAAAACCAGAAAAAUGUUCACGCUGUAGAGGUUUAGGAACGAUAACCAUGCAACAGGGCCUAUUUACGGUGCAGAUUACUUGUCCUCAGUGUCAUGGAGAACGAGAAAUUGUGCCCCCUCAGUACAUCUGCAAGUCAUGCAAAGGAAGACGAGUUGUGUUAGGAACGAAGUCUGUCAAGAUUAACAUCGUAUCAGGGGUAGAUAAUAAUGAAACUAUAAAGGUAAGUAGAAGUGGUGGAGCAGAUCCUGAUGGAAAUCAACCCGGUGAUCUUUAUGUUGUCAUUAAGGUUCGUGAAGAUCCUGUUUUCCGCCGAGAAGGCUCUGACAUUCAUGUAGAUGCCGUUUUGAGUAUCACUCAGGCAAUUUUGGGGGGAACCAUCCAAGUCCCUACUCUCACGGGAGAUGUUGUCGUCAAGGUCCGCCCUGGCACCCAGCCUGGUCAGAAGGUAGUUAUGAAGAAGAAAGGGAUCAAGACGAGGAACUCUUUCUCAUUUGGUGAUCAAUAUGUGCACUUCAAUGUCUGCAUUCCAACGAAUCUAACUAAAAGGCAACGUGAAUUGAUUGAAGAAUUUGCCAAAGAAGAACAAGGGGAAUAUGAUAAGGAUGCAGCUGCUGGAGCAUCGGGAUAAAGCGUAGACCAGAGAAGGCUUCUUUUGUGUGCUAGUAUAUUAAAUUCAUGAUUAGUAAGAAAGGAUAAAGGAACAGAAAUGAGAAGCAUUGAUAAUAGAAAGACAACGGCUCUGGAAGUUUUGUAGGAGUGGUCUUGGGUAAUUUUGUCCGUGGCUGCUUAUAUUCUGAUGUUAUGUAAUUUUGUUCCACACAAAUCUCAAUGGUAUUGUUAUAUCAUAUGAGGCCAAAAAUAUUUGAUCACUUGCAUCCAGAGAGUACCCAAGCUUGCAUUGUAUAUAUUCUUUAUUGUUCAACUUCUAUUUGAACAAUGUACGCAUGUCAAUCAUAAAGGUGAAAAAAAGAAAGAAAAAAUCAGUCUUUUU
This is a messenger RNA of Juglans regia (Persian walnut), 1844 nucleotides long. Its product is annotated as chaperone protein dnaJ GFA2, mitochondrial. The coding region runs from base 147 to 1481 and encodes 444 amino acids. The record is from RefSeq and is a predicted model, not a curated record. Gene Ontology annotation, cellular component: cytoplasm. The transcript has 18 exons. Gene Ontology annotation, molecular function: ATP binding; heat shock protein binding. Lineage: Eukaryota; Viridiplantae; Streptophyta; Magnoliopsida; Fagales; Juglandaceae. Gene Ontology annotation, biological process: protein refolding; response to heat.